Striga hermonthica is the source of this 846-nucleotide messenger RNA. The record is from the annotation of a GenBank genome assembly. Lineage: Eukaryota; Viridiplantae; Streptophyta; Magnoliopsida; Lamiales; Orobanchaceae.
AUGCGAAGCAUCGGGAUUUGCCACGGCGAACAAUCCGUGAAAGUAUCAAAUUCUCACGGCUCGACGACCCUUCCACAAGCCGGCUCAUCAAGCUCGAUCGUCUCCACGUACAAAGUCAAGCUUUCGACCGGUAAAAGCCUCGUGAUCGAGCUCAUAUGGCGCGAAACCCUAUCCAAACUUACCAUUUUGCCCUCGGCCCACGAGCAAAUGGCCCGAAAUCACGUUGUUUUGCGCGAGGCCCGAGGAAAGGAGCGCUUGCCGGACUCCGAGAUCGAGGUCCAUUGGGACCUCACUCGGGCCGAGUUCGGGCCCGGGCCCGAGCCCUUGUCCGGAUUCUACGUUGUGGUCAUGGUGGGCUCCGAGACGGGCCUAGUCCUUGGGGACUUGGUGGAAAAAUGGGACGAUUUACCGAGAAAGUUCAAAUUGAUGUCUCGACUUGAAUUUGUGGUGGGGGAUGCGUGGCGGUCGACCGGGGUUAGGUUUUCGAGUGACGGGAGGCGGCACGACGUGUCGGUCGAGUUUUCGGGAGGUGACGUGUCGAGAAAAUCGAGCCUCUCAGUUCGUGUGGACGGGAAGAGUGUAGUCGAGGCGAAGGGUUUGGGGUGGAAUUUCAGGGGGAACCAAACGGUGUUCUUGGAUGAUGGUUUGAUUGUGGUGGAUUUGAUGUGGGAUUUGCAUGGAUGGUUAUUCGGGCCGGUUCUGUCGGGCCGGGCUGUGUUCUUGUUCAGGACACGGGCCGGGCUGGACAAAAGGCUUUGGAUGGAGGUGGAAAAGAGUGGUGUGAAGGAUGAUGAUGAUUUUGGAUUUUCAAUGGUGGUUUGUGCAUGUAAGAAUAAUCCGGAUUGA